Colletotrichum orchidophilum is the source of this 1398-nucleotide messenger RNA. Its product is annotated as eukaryotic aspartyl protease. The transcript has 2 exons. Lineage: Eukaryota; Fungi; Ascomycota; Sordariomycetes; Glomerellales; Glomerellaceae. Gene Ontology annotation, biological process: proteolysis. The coding region runs from base 1 to 1398 and encodes 465 amino acids. The record is from RefSeq and is a predicted model, not a curated record. Gene Ontology annotation, molecular function: aspartic-type endopeptidase activity. Gene Ontology annotation, cellular component: fungal-type vacuole.
AUGAAGGUCACCAGAGUUCUCUCUUCCCUCUUGGGAGUUGGCCUCCUUUCGGCCGACGUCGUCCUGGCCAAGGAUAGACACCGUGUCGGUGUUGAGAUUAAGAGCCCUCUCAAGGGUGUCAACUUCCAGCGCAUCAAAGCCUUCCGCGAGGCUGCCCCUGACGAGGUCUCCGACCGCGUCCAGUUACUGAAGCCCUUCCGUGGCAGAAUGACCGGCCACAACGCCGCCACUGCCUUGGGCGCGGCCCAGCCUCGUGAUCUCUCGUCCAACUACCAGAACAUCACGGCCUUGUCUCCUUGGGGUACUCAGUAUGCCGUCGAAGUCACCUGGGAUGGCAAGCUCAUCAAUAUGAUCUUCGACACUGGCAGCAGCGACACCUGGGCCACCAGUUCCAACUUGACCUGUACCAACCUAUCCGGCACUGCUGUCUACUCCCCAGAAGCUUGCGGCUUUGGACCAGACAAGAUUGACGACUUCAAGUACGGUACUGUCGAGGACGUCCACUUCUCCUUGAGCUACGGCUCAGGCGAGCGAGUAUCUGGUCCGAUGGGUUACAGUGACAUCGAAGUGGCUGGCAUCACCGUCAAACAACAGCAGGUCGGUCUAGCCAAUAAGACAUACUGGCUCGGCAACAACUACACCAACGGCGUUCUUGGUCUUGCCUAUCCCUCCAUCACAAGUGCUUUCACCGGCGAUAUGGAUGAGGAUCGCCCUGCCUUCCAGGUCCCAUACUCGCCCUUCUUCACUAGCAUGGUUCAGCAAGGACUCUCCUCGGACUCUUUCAGCGUUUCUCUUGUCCGUAAUUCGUCUGGCGUAAUUGCCUGGGGCGGUCGAACUGGUCUGCCAAUCGACGGUCCUACGGCUUACACCGACCUCAUCAUCACCAGCAUCAACUCACAGAGACCCGAUGGCGGCUGGCAAUACUCGUACUACACAAUCAUCGUCGAUGGCUUGCGCUGGGGAUCAACCACUGACAAGAAGAAGUACCCGUACAUUGUCGAUACCGGCACGACGCUUAUGUACGUGCCUCCGCCCAUUGCCGAGGCUAUUGCCAGAUCUUUCUCCCCCAGCGCCAUUUACUUGUUCCAAUACGGCGGAUACUUUGCUCCCUGCGAUGCCAUCGCUCCCAAGGUAGCCGUCAUUGUCGAGGGCGCGAGCUUCUUCGUCAACCCAGUGGACCUAAUUUACCGCGGACUCGUAGACCCUCUUACGGGAUACUGCCAGGUCGGAAUCACCACUGGUGGCACGGGACCUUACAUCCUAGGCUCUGUCUUUCUUCACAAUGUCGAGGCCUACUUCGACGUUGGCGCAGGCCAGGUCCGCUUCUACGGCCGCGAAACCUACGGCCCCACUCCCCAGCUGCCUGGGAAGUUGACUGGCAACCGGCUGUCGAUUUAA